Molecule: messenger RNA, 1076 nt
Organism: Cercospora beticola
Lineage: Eukaryota; Fungi; Ascomycota; Dothideomycetes; Mycosphaerellales; Mycosphaerellaceae
Gene: IKI1
Product: Elongator subunit IKI1
Biological process (GO): tRNA wobble uridine modification
Cellular component (GO): elongator holoenzyme complex; nucleus; cytosol
Molecular function (GO): tRNA binding
Source: RefSeq, a predicted model, not a curated record
UCACAACAUGCCACCCUCUUCUCUCCAGCACCGAAGGACGCAUAACCUGCUGUUGAUUUCCCGACUUCUGAACGGACGAGAUGGCGCUUCUCCGUUUACAAUGGUUCUCGACAGCCUCGAGCAAUCAGGCAAACCACUGUUGGUCGAGUACAUGAGACGAGCCACGGCCUCCAAAGUCCAGAUCAUCUUCGUCUCCUUCGAAACGCUGCGCAGACCACGUCUUGCAGACGUUUUCGUCAAAGCCUGGAGCCAGAGCGUGCAAGCUUGGCAGAAAGAAGUUGUUACACAUCUCAAGAACGAGCCAACGCAGAAGAAGCUGUUAGUGUUCGACAGUUUGAACCAACUCAGCGCCUUGCAAGCGUCGAACGUUCCCGCCUUGCUCUCCUCAUUCAUUGGACCCACAAGUUCUCUACUGGCGCUCUAUCAUACGGACAUUCCACUCCCAGUCUCAAAGGCACCGCACCAAGAUGCGUACACGCCUUCCGCAUUGGUGCUUUUACGGUAUCUGGCAACGACCAUCUUCACAGCACAUUCCUUGAACCACAUACUGGCCCAAAAAGCAGCAAGAUCACGGAGUCAUGCUGAACCAAUUUUUGGGUUGGAACAAGGUGUUGAAGGUGUCUUGCAAAGCCUUGGUGCCAAUGAUGACAGAGGUCUCGUGCUCGAAAUGGAGCAUAGGAGGAAAAGUGGCAGGGGGGUUCGAGAGUGGUAUUUCUUACCUCUUGACAGAGCAGCCGCUACCCAGACUAGAAGCAGAGAGAUUGCAAUACUGCUCGAGGAUCACCCUGAGUAUCGAACUCCAGAGGAAAAGGCGAUCACGGCACAAGAAGAGGCUGCCGACACGACCUUCGAGCUGGGACUCACAGAGAAGCAGAGGCGAGAUCGUGAUGGAGUUGUGUUGCCCUACUACGACGCCCAGAAUGGAGGCGGCAAUGGAGGAAGAAUUCUAUAUGACAUGGGUGAGGAGGACGACUUUGAUGAAGAAGAGGAUGAAAUAUAAAAGUGUCACGGCCUCAUGAUCGAUGCAUGAGCGAAAGGUAAUUAGUCUUUGGUAAUACCAAUACAUGCUUUAGCCC